Racocetra persica is the source of this 1182-nucleotide messenger RNA. The record is from the annotation of a GenBank genome assembly. NCBI's taxonomy places the organism in Eukaryota, Fungi, Glomeromycota, Glomeromycetes, Diversisporales, Gigasporaceae.
UUAGUAAACUGUGAUAAAAAACAUAAAACUACGUUCGAUGUUAAUUUGCCCAAAGAAUAUGGAUUAGAAUUAACCAUGGAUUUCUUGAUUUUCCUAUUGAUCGUUGCUAUUCUGUUUAUAAUUUGCAAAGUCUACAAUUAUGUAAACCCUAAAGAACCAAAUAAAGAUAUUCAUUCAAUUACAUUCUUGGGUUUAUUGAUGCGGAUGAUUAGAAAACCAGAAGGAAGUGAUAAGUUUUAUUUACGUUUUAAAGAAUAUUUCGAAAGGGAUGGUGUUGUGAAGCUUUAUUUUAAAGGAAGGUGGAUUUGCAUGAUAUCUGAUCCAGAAAUUGCUAAAGAUUUAUGUUUACGACUCGGAUCUGUGGCUGAACGGCAUUUUGGUGUGAAUGUUGUUCAUUCAAAUGGCGAUGUUUGGAAGCGACAUAGACGCGUGUGUAACCCUGCAUUUAAAGCUUUGCCAGUACACCUUUUUGUUGAAAAGGGUUUAGAAUUAAUGGAUAUUUUAGAAAGAGUCGAUAAUAAGCCUAUUGAAGUCAAAGAUUUUAUGCAAAGGUUGACUUUAGAUGUUCUUGGAAAAGUUUCCUUUAAUUUUGAUUUUAAUGAUAUAAUUAAAGAAAAACGUAAAUCUUUAGCUGCUGGACAAUCUAAUGGAGAUCUUUUGGAGCUUAUGUUAAAGGCUUGUGAAGAUCCUGAUAAUCCAACGUUAUCAGAUAUUGAACUAAGACAUAAUUUAGCCAUUUUUAUGGUUGCAGGUCAUGACACAACCGCAAAUGCUUUAUCGACUCUUUUAUAUCUUUUAGCAGUUCAUAAAGAUGUUCAAAAAAAAGCCAGAGAAGAGGUCUUAAAAAUACUUGGUGAUGAUCUAACACCAUCGGCAGAACAUCAUGCGUCAUUAAAAUAUUUAAAUAUGGUUAUUCGUGAAAAUCUUAGAUUAUAUCCUCCAGUUCCAACUUUGCCAUUACGUGUAAUAACAGAAGACUUAAAAUAUAAAAACUUCUUGAUUCCGGCUGGCACACUUAUUGGUCUCUUUUUAUAUGGGAUACAACAUUCGUCAAAGCUUUGGGAAAAUCCUGAAGAGUUUUUGCCUGAAAGAUUUGAAAAUGAACAUGAAAAUUAUUCUUGGUUGGCUUUUGGUGGUGGAUCUAGAAUGUUUGUGCUUAGGAACCAAUUUUUCUCUUAUUGA